AUGGAACACAAAGCUAGCACUGCGCGAAGUGACCUGGAGCAGAUGUUAGUCGAUGAAACCGCACUGCCCAAGGCCCUACCACUAUCACUUUUGGAGGAAAUCACAGAUGAUUUCUCUAAUGAGCAGGAGAUUGGACGUGGUGGAUUUGCAGUGGUUUAUAAGGGAAUACUUGGCGAUAGGGCGAUCGCCGUGAAGAGGCUGUCCAAAGCUUAUAUGCAUGAAAGAGAAUUUCAUAGAGAGGUUCGAUGCCUGAUGCGGGUAACGCACAAAAAUGUUGUAAGAUUUCUGGGAUAUUGUGCUGACACCCAAGGAAGCAUGAAACGGUACGACGGAGAACUUGUCAUGGCAGAUGUGCGACAAAGAUUGCUUUGCUUCGAGUAUAUACCUAAAGGGGGUCUUGAUAAGUAUAUCAUGGAUGCAAAUCGUGAGUGGACAACAUGCUAUAAAAUAAUUAAAGGGAUUUGUGAGGGUCUACAGUACCUUCAUGAGAAGCAUAUUAUUCACUUGGAUCUUAAACCGGCCAAUAUAUUGCUUGAUGACAACAUGGUGCCGAAAAUCACUGAUUUUGGCUUAUCAAGAUGCUUCAACGAAAAUCAAAGCCGGGAUAUUACCAAAACUAUCUUAGGAACAAUGGGAUAUUUGGCACCAGAACUUCGUGAAGGGGGUGUAAUUGCACGCAGCGAUGACUUGUAUAGUCUUGGUGUUAUCAUCAUAGAAGUACUGACCGGACAGAAGGGCUAUCAAGCGACCGAGGAUGUACUUGAAAGUUGGAGUGAUAGGCUGGAGAGAUCACAGCGAGACACACUAUCAGAACAAAUACGAGUAUGCUACAAGAUAGCUUUAGAAUGCAGAGACUUCAAUCCAAAAAAGAGACCAGCUAGUGCACGUGAUAUACUUGACAGGCUUCACGAAUUGGAGAGUAUCCAGGUAUGUUCAAAUUUUGAGAGUUUAUAA
Triticum turgidum subsp. durum (durum wheat) is the source of this 954-nucleotide messenger RNA. Lineage: Eukaryota; Viridiplantae; Streptophyta; Magnoliopsida; Poales; Poaceae. The record is from the annotation of a GenBank genome assembly.